AUGGUAAGCCUUCUUGGCCUCCCCACACGAAAAGAGGGCAAGGAUGCUGGCCCACUGGCCUUGGGGCCAGGCGUUGCGCAAUGCGAUCCUUUCAAAGAUUCAAAGCAACUCAAAACCAUUUCCUACCAGCUCUCCCGUGAGCCACCCUCUCCUGGAAGCUGGACUCUCAUGCCUAAUGAGGCAGUUGAAAGAGUAGAGAAAGAGGAAAUUAACUACAGUAUUACUUGCUGUGACUUUACCAUUGCGGGUGGAAAGCUAGUGAAGCGACUGUUCUUGGAAAAAUACUACAAACACGGAGGAAAGUUCCUUACCAUAUUUCCAGAUGGUACAGCACAAUUAUUCUAUCCAUCUGGCACUCUGGCCGUUAUCAUUGUGCAAAAGAGGAGCGGUUAUAUUUGUAUAGUACAGGAAGACAAGCCAAAUAAUGCAAAAAUUCAAGCAGUGUUUGAGUCCAGUGGCAAAGGUACUUGCUAUCAUCCAAACGGACUUGUAUGGAUAAACAUAAAUAUUCACAGAGGACAUUUUUCAGACCAAGCAGGCAACAGGGUGCGAAUGUGGACCUGGCCAAAUAGUUUGAUGGACUCUGGACCCCCCGUUUCAUUUAAACCCAUCUUUAUAUCCUUGAACCAAUAUGUUGGUGUCAGGAUAGUUGGACAAGACAAGAUUGCGGUUUCUUUUCUUGCCAUGGGCCAACAAGCCAAAUUCAACGUGGGAACAAAAGUGCAGGCAAGGCAGCCUGGUAAACUUCCACCACCAAAACAUGUAUGCGAAGAAGACCUGCUGCUGUUUGCCUGCAAAAUAAAGAUUCAGCGUCUGUUUGAUAGACUACAUGGAUGUUUAAACUUCCCAUCUACUGAGCAGUGGGACAAAAUCAAACCCCCUUCCUACCUUGCAACACAGGCUUUAAAAUUACUGUACCUUUGUAAGAAUUCUGACAUAAGUGAUGAUGUUAACUGUUCAAUAAGAGCUAUAAUAAAUGCACUUGACUAGCA
This is a messenger RNA of Gopherus flavomarginatus (Mexican gopher tortoise), 992 nucleotides long. RefSeq names its product glutamate rich 6 (gene ERICH6). The record is from RefSeq and is a predicted model, not a curated record. The transcript has 6 exons. Bases 1 to 990 code for a protein of 329 amino acids. Lineage: Eukaryota; Metazoa; Chordata; Testudines; Testudinidae.